UGUUUCUCUCUAGCAUGUUGCAGUUGUAACAAGUUGUAGUCUGCUCGUCUGUUUUGUUGUAUUUGUUUUUGAUAGGGUUAGAAAAAUUUGGUUCACUGAAAUUUAGUAGAAAUAAUUAGGAUUUGGUAUUUGGACAAACAUUUAGCAAUAUAAAGUUUAUCUUAUUUAUAUCAUGCGAUGUAUUCAAUUUUCUUCUCGUAAAAUAAAAGCAUAAACUGUCUAUAGGAGAUUUAGCAUUAUUAUUAUUCUGCGAUUUCUGAUCCGCAAGCUCUUCAAUUUUCAAUAUUACAUAAGAACUAAAACGUUAUGUAAGUUAUAUAUUUCUUGUUUUUGAAGGUCACUAACUAACAACAAACUUUGAUCAAUUUGCUUGUGGUUAUAAAUAGCAAUAUUGUAACGGCAAUGAUAGUAGAAACGUGGUGGGCAACUUGUUGAAGCGGCACAAUAUUUAUAUUCUCUACUCCAAUAUUUCAUUUUACUUUGUACUGUAAGGUAUUCAACUGUAACACUAGAACCUUUAUGACUUAAUCUGAAUAAUGUACAUAGACUAUACCGUAAUGUUUUUAGAUAAACUUUUACCAGAAAAGAGUAUAAAUUACCCACAAAGUUCUCAGAAAAUGUAAAAAUAUAACUUUGGCCUAAAAUAGUUUAAUUGUUAUGUCCAGUGAAUAACUGACUAACUUGAGUGGAAAGUGUAUUACAAAGUGAAUAGGACAAGUUACAUUAAAUCAUUUUAAGUGAAAAUUGUACGAGACUAUAGUUGUAAAUUAGAAAAAUAUGGCAAUUCAAAAGUCAAUUCUUAGAUCAGGAUUGUCAUUUCUGUCAUCUUGUGAAAGAAGAUUACUUUCUAGAGAAACUGGAGUUAUUACAUCAAAAUGUUCAAUGCAGUGCCACACCAAAGUUCUUUCUCGGAUAAAGCAAUUAGAGGAUCAAACGACAGUAUCUCCAAAUCUGACUGAUACCUUUGGCCGGCAACAUACCUACUUGAGGAUCUCUUUGACAGAACGUUGUAAUUUGAGGUGUCAAUAUUGUAUGCCAGAAGAUGGAGUUCAACUCACAAAUAAGUCCCAUUUACUGACCACUGAUGAACUCAUCAAAUUGGCAGAUCUGUUUGUAAGGCAAGGAGUGAAUAAGAUACGACUUACAGGAGGAGAGCCCACCGUUCAUAAGGAUAUUAUUAAUAUAACAAAAAGACUUCGCAGUCUAGAUGGGUUAGACUCAAUUGCUAUCACUACGAACGGCAUCACCCUGACUCAUCACUUGGUGGAGCUGCAGAGAGCUGGCAUCGAUCACAUCAACAUCAGUCUGGACACUCUGAACCCCGACAGAUACGAAAAGGUGACCCGCAGAUCCCACAGAGGGUGGAAGAGAGUCAUUGCUGGCAUUGACCUGGCUAUUCAGCUAGGCUAUUCGCCUGUCAAGGUGAAUUGUGUGGUAAUGCGCGGUUUCAAUGAAGAUGAGAUUGUGGAUUUCGUGUCUUUCACCGAGGAUCGAGCAGUGGAUGUGAGAUUCAUUGAGUAUAUGCCAUUCACGGGCAACAAGUGGUGUGACACCAAGAUGUUCUCUUACAAAGAAAUGCUCGAUGUCAUAACAAAUAAGUUUCCCACUCUCGAAACUAUGGAAAACCAUCCUAACGACACUUCAAAAGCUUACAAGGUACCGGGCUUCAAGGGACAAAUCGGAUUCAUCACUUCAAUGAGCAACCACUUUUGUGGAACUUGUAAUAGGCUCAGACUCAUGGCUGAUGGCAGUUUGAAAGUUUGUCUCUUUGGAAACGCAGAGAUUUCUUUGAGAGAUGCACUGAGAAGUGGUUGCAGUGAGGAUGAUCUAUUAGCACUGAUAGGAGCGGCUGUCAAACGGAAAAAGAAGCAACAUGCAGGUAUGAUGAAUCUUUCUCAAAUGCCAAACCGUCCAAUGAUCCUUAUUGGUGGAUAAAACUUGAAAAAUAUCAUCUCGCUGAACUGUUAUGGAACUCUUUCAAUCUUUUGAGCACUUUUCUAUUGAAAGUUUUCAAUAAAAAACUACGGACUAAUAUAUGGCUGAAUUACAAAAUAAAUCCAUAGAUAAUAAUAACAUUUUAAUUCGAACAAAAUUUUAAUAAGAAAUAAUUGUAUGAGAUACAUGAUUAUUGUUAAUAUAACAAAAUAUUUUUAUAGCAUUUAUUUUCUAUACAUAGAUGUUGACAUCAAUAAGUUAUUUUAUAUUCUUAGAAGUUUAUUACAAACAUUUUGUACAGGGGUGAAAUGGAACAUGUUUAAUUGUUAUUAAAAUGACACUUUUAUAUUAAA
Messenger RNA from Nilaparvata lugens (brown planthopper), 2288 nucleotides. It is a transcript of the gene Mocs1, whose product is annotated as molybdenum cofactor biosynthesis protein 1. Gene Ontology annotation, molecular function: metal ion binding; 4 iron, 4 sulfur cluster binding; GTP 3',8'-cyclase activity. The transcript is spliced from 8 exons. Lineage: Eukaryota; Metazoa; Arthropoda; Insecta; Hemiptera; Delphacidae. The coding region runs from base 778 to 1935 and encodes 385 amino acids. The record is from RefSeq and is a predicted model, not a curated record. Gene Ontology annotation, biological process: Mo-molybdopterin cofactor biosynthetic process.